Messenger RNA from Cynara cardunculus var. scolymus (artichoke), 2965 nucleotides. Its product is annotated as formin-like protein 1. The coding region runs from base 41 to 2815 and encodes 924 amino acids. Gene Ontology annotation, molecular function: actin filament binding. The record is from RefSeq and is a predicted model, not a curated record. Gene Ontology annotation, biological process: actin nucleation; actin cytoskeleton organization. The transcript is spliced from 4 exons. NCBI's taxonomy places the organism in Eukaryota, Viridiplantae, Streptophyta, Magnoliopsida, Asterales, Asteraceae.
UCGUGUAAAUCCAUCUCUUUUUGAUCUUCGAUCUUCAUUCAUGGCUCCUCUUCUCAAUCUCACCAAAAAAAUGCACCUUUUUUUCUACUUUCUUGUGUUAACGUCCACCUUCUGUACCGCCACCACCGUCGCCGCCCAUGACCGCCGUACGCUGCACCAACCUUUCUUUCCACAGGACGCUCCAAUCAUCCCUCCUGUUCAACCUCCGGCACAACCACCGGUUCAACCUCCGACUGCUCUUCCACCAUCAUCACCGUCGUUAAAUGUUCCUUUUUUAUCUACACCCACCACCACAACUCCACCAAAUGACCAGCCAUUCUUCCAGUCUUUCCCGGCUCCGCCACCUCCUCCGUCGUCGCCCUCUUCCUCCGCCUCUUUUCCGGCUAACAUUUCCUCCCUUAGCCUUCCCACCUCCCCCAAACCCAAACGGGUUUCCUCCAAACUCAUCCCCAUAGCCAUAACUCUUGGCAUUGCCGCCGUUGUUGUUCUUUCGAUUGUAGUCUUUUUGAGGAUUCAGAAACGAAGAUGGUAUCAUGAAGAUUCUCAGUCUUUUAGUGACGAAAAAGCUCGCAGGGUUGUGUUUGGUGGUGUUGGUGGUGGUGCUGGUAAUGGUGGCGGCGGCGGGAGCGGCGGUGGAAGUAAUAGUUAUAAUCGAAUACCGAAGCUCACUCGGCCGUCGCAAACCAGCUCGGAGUUUCUUUAUCUCGGUACCCUUGUGAACUCUCAUGGUGGAAUGGAUGCUACUACUACUACUACUACAACCGGUGGCCGUGAUAAUCGUGGUGAUGGGGAGUCAAGUUUGCAAAAAGUGGGUUCCCCGGAGCUCCGGCCAUUACCGCCGUUAAGUGGUGCUUGUGGAGGACGUAGUCAAACGAUUCUUCAUGGCGGUUUCGAGAACUCCGAGGUAGAAUCUAAAGACGAAGAAUUUGAGGAAUUUUACUCUCCGAAAGCAUCGGAGGGAGGUAGAUCCGGUUCACGGCCACCGUUCGCCGCCGCCGGAGCCACCGGUAACUAUCAGCCGCGUAGAAGUAUGGGGUCGGGUUCGUCUUCUUCCUACUCAUCGUCAAGUUCGGGUUCUCCGGCCAGGUCCAUUUCGUUGAGCAUUUCUCCACCUGUUAGCUUGAGUCCGAGGAAUUCAAGGAUGAAAUCGCCGGACCUUGUUGCAGUUCAAACCGCUCCUCCGCCGUCUCGCCCAGCUCCACCACCACCGCCACCGCCGCUGCCGCCGCAUCCUUUGAUGAUCCCUUCACCGGAUGUUGGUUUAAGCAAAAACAGCCUAGAGUCAUCACCCAGACUAUCAAACUCAUCGAACGACCAAAAUUCUCCUCCGUCGAAAAUCCCGCCGUCGAUUCCACCUCCGGCGACCCACCUACAAAUCCCAAGUCCCAAACUGCAACCACUGCUUAAUCCACCGGUUUUGAUCAAACCUUCAAGACCCCUACCUGUAACCAGUCACCAGCCGCCGUCUUCUCCGUUAGAAACGUUGCCGGAAAAUCUUGAAACAAACCAGAAAACCCCAAAACCUAAAUUAAAACCGCUUCAUUGGGAUAAAGUAAGAGCAAGCUCCGAUCGUGAAAUGGUGUGGGAUCAUCUCAAAUCCAGUUCCUUUAAAUUAAAUGAAGAGAUGAUUGAGACAUUAUUCGUUGUAAAACCACCAAAUGCUAGUAAUUCAAUGGAAAACUUGACAUUUAAACGUCCGAUUCUUCCCUCACCGAUAAGCCAGGAAAACCAAGUUCUUGAUCCGAAGAAGUCUCAGAACAUUGCAAUUGCAUUGAGGGCACUUACUGUCACAAUUGAGGACGUCCGUGAUGCACUUUUAGAAGGAAAUGCGGCUACACUUGGGACCGAGGUUCUCGAGAGUUUGUUGAAGAUGGCUCCAACGAAAGAGGAAGAGCGUAAACUAAACGAUCAUAAAGAUACUUCGCCUGUUAAGCUUGGUCCUGCCGAGAAGUUCCUCAAGGCUUUGCUUGAUGUGCCUUUCGCAUUUAAAAGGGUCGGUGCAAUGCUCUAUGUUUCAAAUUUUGAUUCGGAGGUUGAGUACCUCAAGCAGUCGUUUCAUACUCUCGAGGCAGCUUGUGAAGAACUUAGAAACAACAGGAUGUUCCUAAAGCUGCUAGAAGCCGUCCUCAAGACCGGAAACCGUAUGAAUGUCGGCACGAACCGUGGUGACGCCCAAGCCUUCAAACUCGACACCCUCCUCAAACUCAUCGAUAUCAAGGGCGCCGAUGGCAAAACAACACUCUUGCACUUUGUGGUUCAUGAAAUCAUACGAACCGAAGGCGCCCGUCUAACCACUAACCAAACCGCAAAACCUGGUCUUCAAGUUAUUUCUAGUCUCAGUUCGGACCUUUCAAACGUCAAGAAAGCCGCAGCAAUGGACUCCGAGGUUCUUAAUGGUGACGUCAGGAGACUCUCGAAUGGGAUUACUAAUAUCGCGGAAGGUGUUAGAUUGAUCGAUGGAACAAAAAGUACGAAAUUCUCAGACUCGAUGGACGAGUUCUUAAACAUGGCAAAAACGGAGGUGAUCAGGCUUCAAGAACAGGAAAGGGUUUCGGUUUCUUUAGUGAAAGAAAUCACUGAAUAUUUCCAUGGAAACUCAGCUAAAGAAGAAGCUCAUCCAUUAAGAAUCUUCAUGGUUGUGAGGGAUUUCCUAACUGUUCUUGAUAGGGUCUGCAAAGAAGUUGGCGGCAUAAACGAUCGGAUAACGGUGAGCUCCGGCAACAAAUUUCCGGUGAACUCGAUGCCGGUUUUUGACGGAUUUCAUGGAAGGCGGCAGUACAGUUCUUCUGAUGAUGAAAGCUCUUGCUCUCUGUAGCUGUUGUAGGUUAAUCUUUGUUGUAUCUAUAUCUAUCUAUAUAUAUAGAGAGAGACAAAUAUAUGUAGAUGAUUUUGGGUAGAUUUUGAACUCGAUAAGAACAAGAAAAUUGUGUAAAAAAGCUUUCUAACCCGAUAACGAACUUCGCUA